Cladophialophora yegresii CBS 114405 is the source of this 1338-nucleotide messenger RNA. RefSeq lists its product as uncharacterized. Lineage: Eukaryota; Fungi; Ascomycota; Eurotiomycetes; Chaetothyriales; Herpotrichiellaceae. The coding region runs from base 1 to 1338 and encodes 445 amino acids. Gene Ontology annotation, cellular component: late endosome; cytoplasm. The record is from RefSeq and is a predicted model, not a curated record. Gene Ontology annotation, molecular function: oxidoreductase activity. The transcript has a single exon. Gene Ontology annotation, biological process: retrograde transport, endosome to Golgi.
AUGUCCACAAUCAUCCUCGGAGGCGGCAUCAUCGGCCUCUCCACUGCAUAUUAUCUUUCUCUUGCGCGAUCAGCUAGUUCAACGUCGGGCGAUAUCCACAUCAUCGACUCGUCGGCAACCCUCUUCACCUCCGCGUCAGGCUACGCUGGCGGAUUCGUGGCACUAGAUUGGUUUUCACGGCCCGUGGCGUCGCUGGGGGCAUUAUCCUUCCGCCUGCAUCGCGAGUUGGCGGAGCAGCACGGGGGGUAUCGUAGGUGGGGAUAUGCGGGGAGUCAUGUGUAUAGUUUGAGUGAGGGCGAUGAGGGAGUGGAGGAGGCAUCCCGAGGACAGGGGGACUGGAUUGCUGAGGGGACGAGUCGGGCGCAAGUCGCGCCGUUGGCUUCAAAUCCAGACCCAGUCAACACUCCGCCUACAGUGUGGACGCGCCGGAGCGGCUGGACGUUCGACACGAUCGGUCGCCCAGGGGACUGUGCGCAGGUCGAGCCGCGGGAGCUGUGCGAGUUCUUGCUCGAAGAGUGCCAGAAACGGGGUGUGCAGGUUCAUCUUUCCACUAUGGCAACAGGCGUGCUUACUGAUGAUAUGGGCGCAUUGAAGGGGUUGAAGUUGCGGACCACCAACGCUGGCGCUGGACAGCCACACGAGCAGGAAACACAACUUCAAUGUGAAAAUGUGGUGAUUUCAGCCGGGGCGUGGACCCCGCGCGUCUUCAGCACGCUGUUUCCACAGAGUAAGUUGCGGAUACCCAUUGAGCCGUUGGCGGGACAUAGCAUCGUGGUCAAGUCGCCGCGAUAUACGACGCCAUAUGUGGACCUUGCAGAAAAAGAGGGAGGCACAGACAAAGACAAGUCGAUGUGUUACGCGAUAUACUGCGGUCCCGGUCCGCGCUGGUCAUUUGCGCCAGAGGCAUUUGCGCGGCUUGCUCGCAGUGGCGAGACCGAAGUCUGGGUCGGCGGGCUGAAUGAUAGCACGCUUCCCCUUCCGGAGCUUUCAACUGAUGUCAAGCGGAUGAUCGACCCGCAAAGUAUCCAGGACCUGCGCAGGACGACGGUAGAGUUGACGGGACUUGCGAAGGGAGGCGGUCAGCCGAAUCAAGAUGAUUUGGAAACGGUUAGAGAAGGGCUGUGUUUCAGGCCGAUAAGCCAGCGAGGGACUCCCCACAUCGGUGCGAUAGACGGUAAAGAUCUCGGCUUGCGCGCCGGUAACAGUGGUGUCUAUAUCGCUUCUGGCCAUGGGCCCUGGGGCAUAAGUCUGAGUCUGGGGACCGGGAAAGUCAUGAGUGAAAUGCUGAUGGGGCAAAAGCCAGGCGCAGAUGUGCGUGGGCUUCGCGUGGGCCGGUAA